AAUAAUUGACAUUUGAUCAAAAGCUUAAAGCCUUGAAAUUUGCAAACAACCACAACUUAUUAGGGAGGAAAAAAAAAUGGAAGAGCAAGUGAAAUUGUUUGGAGCUUUUCCAAGUCCCUUUAGUCAUAGGAUCAUUUGGGCUUUGAAACACAAAAAUAUUAGUUAUGAAUACAUAGAAGAAGAUCUUUCUAACAAAAGCCAACAUCUUUUGACAUAUAACCCUAUCUAUAAGAUGAUCCCAAUUCUUGUACAUAAUGAAAAACCAAUAGUUGAAUCAACAAUCAUUCUUGAAUACAUUGAAGAAACAUGGCCCCAAAAUCCUUUGUUCCCAAAGGAUCCUUAUGAAAAGGCUAAGGCUAGAUUCUGGAUCAAGUUCGGAGAAGAUAAGAACUCAGAAUUUCAUCAAAUAUUUCACAAGAUUGGAGAAGAGCAAGUCAAGGCAACUGAAAAUGCCAAAAAAAUCCUAAAAAUUAUAGAGGAACAAGGUCUUGGAGAUAAAAAGUUUUUUAGUGGGGAUACGAUUGGUUUAAUUGACAUAGCCUUUGGGUGGCUUGCUUUCUGGCUAGAAGUCAUACAAGAAGCUGCUGGAGUAAAGGUCUAUGAACCAAACAAUUUUCCUCAUUUACAAUCUUGGAUUAACAAUUUCAAACAAGUAGCUAUCAUCAAAGAAAAUAUCCCAAAUCGAAAUGCAAUGCUAGAUUAUUUCAAACUUCGUAGAGAUAUGAUUGUUGCAUUAUGAUCACUUCAAUGUUGAUGAUGGCUUUAUAUAUAUUGAAUAAGAUGUAGUUUGGUUAUGUGGUGUUACGAACAGAAGGAAUACAUGUACAAUAUUAAAUUUACUCUUACUUUAGUAUCAUU
Messenger RNA from Solanum lycopersicum (tomato), 858 nucleotides. The record is from RefSeq and is a predicted model, not a curated record. NCBI's taxonomy places the organism in Eukaryota, Viridiplantae, Streptophyta, Magnoliopsida, Solanales, Solanaceae.